AUGGUGGGAAGAAUACAUGGAUUUUUAGGAGGUGUUUUAUUGACAUCAACAGUUGUGUAUUAUACUGGCCAAAUGUUUGAAAAGAACUCAAAAUUUAUAUCACAACAUUUAAAACAAUCAAAUAAUAUUAUACAAAACAAGAUAUUGACAGAUUCAUUCUAUAAGAAUCAAGAAAUACCCAAUAAUCAAAUAACAACAUUGGAGAGACCUAAUUUUAAAGAAACAUGUAAAGAUAUUUGGAAUGACGAAAUUAUAAAAAUGGUUAAUUGGGUAUAUUCGAUAAAUUGGUAUAAAUUAGGUUUAAAAAUUGAUGAUGAAGCUAAUAAAUUAACUGAUGUUAUAGCUGAACAAUUCAUAAAUAAGAAAUAA
Messenger RNA from Lodderomyces jiufengensis, 369 nucleotides. RefSeq lists its product as uncharacterized. The transcript has a single exon. The coding region runs from base 1 to 369 and encodes 122 amino acids. Gene Ontology annotation, biological process: cristae formation. Gene Ontology annotation, cellular component: MICOS complex; mitochondrial crista junction. NCBI's taxonomy places the organism in Eukaryota, Fungi, Ascomycota, Pichiomycetes, Serinales, Debaryomycetaceae. The record is from RefSeq and is a predicted model, not a curated record.